Mycetomoellerius zeteki is the source of this 488-nucleotide messenger RNA. RefSeq lists its product as uncharacterized. The record is from RefSeq and is a predicted model, not a curated record. The transcript has a single exon. The annotation marks the transcript as partial. Lineage: Eukaryota; Metazoa; Arthropoda; Insecta; Hymenoptera; Formicidae.
CGAAUACGCAGCGCGGACUGACGUUUUCGAAACGCGAGUGACAAUCGCGAAGCAAGUACGAACUUUAAGGUGUUCCUAUUUACGCUUAUUGUGAGUGCAAGAGUUAAGAAACGGCAUCGCCAUGGAUGGGCCGUACCAAUUUACAGUGGCUCAACUGAAGGAGAUAGCAAAGCAACGCAAAGUGUCAACCGCAGGACUGAAGGCGGAAAUAAUCAAGAGGUUAAUGGAUGCGGACCCAGAAGGUACGUGGAUGACCGAAUACAGCCCCGAUCGCGAGGAAGAAGGCGAGUGCGAGGACGAUCAGCUCAGGCACGAGCGAGACAGAAACGAGCUGCUACGUCAAGAACUCGAGAUAGCGAGAAGGGAACGAGACUUGGCACAACGAGAAGCGACGUUGGCGCAACGUGAACUAGAAUUGACCAACAGAGGAAUUAGACAAAAUGUAGCGAAUUUCCCUGCAGAAGAUGAGAAUCGAAUGCAUGAAAUGC